ACUUUUUACGAGAUAAGACAUGGACAUAGUUACAUACAUAUAAUGUAUGCAUAAUUUCCAUUUUUCAACAUACAUUGCGAGUGGUGCGGAGUGAGGGGCCAAAGUCAUACACAGUACUGGAAAGUCUCUGAUCACUUUUUUUUCAUCUGGAGUUUGAGGUGGUAUUGUUAUGCUGUUGGUUUCUUGCUGCUGCUUUUGAUGGCUUAUUCUGUACUGAGUUUGCUGAUUGCUGCUGCUGUCUGGUGCGCUGCUUAUACCUUGGUUGCUAUUAUUGGGGUCUUUCAAUUAUUUAGUUGCUUUUGUAGUCCUGUUGUGUAUUGAGAAGGUCAAGUGUCAAGGGAAUUAGCUACAACGGGUUACGACUUACGCGCAGCUAGUUAAUUGCUCCUGCUGGAAGCAGAAAGUCUACUUAUUGUGCAAGUUUGUAUCAACAUUGUGAAACUAGAGGACGAGCAGUUCAUAUAGUAAAUUUAGAUCCCGAAGCUGAAAAUUUUGACUAUCAAGUGGCUAUGGAUAUUAAGGAAAUUAUAUCUCUGGAUGAAGUUAUGGAAGAACGUAAACUGGGUCCUAAUGGGGCUCUUAUUUACUGCAUGGAACACCUCAAAGAAAGUUUGGAUGACAGGUUAAAAGAAGAGUUGGAUAACUUUACAGAUGAUGACUACAUCGUUUUUGAUUGUCCAGGUCAAAUUGAACUUUUUACUUAUGUCCCCGUGUUCAAGAACUUUGUGGAACAGUUAAAGCGCAAGAAUAUCAAUGUUUAUGUGGUUUGUUUGCUUGAUUCUCAGUUCAUGACAGAUGUUGCUAAGUUCAUGAGUGGCUGCAUGGCUUCGCUGUCUGCAAUGGUUCAGCUUGAACUGCCUCAUGUUAACAUCCUCUCCAAGAUGGACCUUGUGAGAAAUUAAAAGGAUUAAAAGGACACUGAAGACUUGUCGGUGGUUCCUUAACUUGUAUGGUGCCCAAGACUGCAUGAAGACCCAACCAAGGCCCAAAAUAAAGAAGAAAGAAACAAAAGACUCUGCAGAUAGAACAUGCUUAAUAGUUAAUACCAUUCACACAAUCUUAAGAUCUGCAUACAAAUGUAUGUCUGUGUGUAUAGAUUUAAACAAAGUUUACUUCUACUUUGUUCUUCGUGAAGUGUAGUUCAUGAUAGUUAAUAUUGGACGUAUUUCACUUGCAAGUUGUUUGAGCAAAUUUUCUUA
Molecule: messenger RNA, 1199 nt
Organism: Daucus carota subsp. sativus
Lineage: Eukaryota; Viridiplantae; Streptophyta; Magnoliopsida; Apiales; Apiaceae
Product: GPN-loop GTPase 3
Exons: 8
Coding region: 510-902 (130 amino acids)
Molecular function (GO): GTPase activity
Source: RefSeq, a predicted model, not a curated record